CAUCCAAUCACAGUUGACGUUGUUGGGAGGUCGUUUAUUGACAGGGGGAGAAGGUGACUCCUCGACGCACAGGGCACCAGUAAACCCAAAUCUUAACAUAAAACGCAAAAGAAGACGGUUGUUUUCAAGACAAGCAACCAUGGCUUCGUUUGGAAGGGCGUUGGGAGUCCUUCGAGCAGGAAGUCGGCUCGUUAGACGCAGUCCGCAAAGGAUAACGACCAGAAAGGCUGGUGACGGACCGCACAUUGAGCCACAGUACAGGCAGUAUCCCCAGUUAACGAAGAAACAGCAAUUCGAGUCAGAAUUGAUCAGCGGUGCCAUGUGGUUUUGGAUCCUUUGGCACUGUUGGCACGAUAGCGAUGCAGUCCUGGGUCACUUCCCCUGGCCUGAUGCUUCCCAAUGGACAGACGAAGAGCUUGGAAUUCCACCAGAUGAUGAGGAAUAAGAUCACCAAGAGGGACUGAAGCUGCAGUGCAAGUCUUUGUGGAAAUGUUCAGGAUAUUCUGAAAGUCAUUGUUGUACAUAGACUAAUAAAAAUAUCUUUAAAUAUGUUAAA
Molecule: messenger RNA, 556 nt
Organism: Chelmon rostratus (copperband butterflyfish)
Lineage: Eukaryota; Metazoa; Chordata; Actinopteri; Chaetodontiformes; Chaetodontidae
Gene: ndufb2
Product: NADH:ubiquinone oxidoreductase subunit B2
Exons: 4
Coding region: 140-445 (101 amino acids)
Cellular component (GO): mitochondrial inner membrane
Source: RefSeq, a predicted model, not a curated record